AUGUCGGAUCAGGAGUGCUACAAUUGUCACGAAACUGGACACAUCUCGCGCAACUGUCCGAAUGCGGAUAACGGAGGGCGCAGAACCGGCGGAGGAGGAGGAGGCUGCUACAAUUGCGGCGAACCCGGACAUAUUUCUCGCGAAUGCCCACAAAAGAGUGGAAGCGGAGCUCGCGGCGGUGGCGGUACAUGCUAUCAAUGUGGAGGACGUGGACAUUUUGCUCGUGAAUGCCCGUCGGAUCGCAAUGGCGGUGGAAGAUAUCGUUCGGGAGGUCCAGGACAAAAAUGCUACAAUUGCGGCCGCGGUGGACAUAUUUCUCGCGAGUGCACUGAAAAUGGUUCAGUCGACCAGAAGCGAUGCUACAACUGCCAAGAGACUGGACACAUUUCCCUUUCCGAUUUGCACUCGACGCCUUGCUGGAGUUAUAUUCUGCGCGUUACUAUUGCCAUGAGUUGCUGUUUCCCAAAAAAGCUGCUGAAUCGUUCAAGACGCGAGGAUCGCUACAAAGUCAAGGACGAUCCGGAAGAUGUGGAAGCUCCUAGAGAUGAAGCCGCUCGCGAACCCCAAUUUUCCUGGGAGAAACGCGAAAACGUCGAUACAAGCAAAUACGUAAUAGCGGAUAUUCAUAGCAAUAUUCAUAAGCGAAUUGGAAUGGACAAGGAUUCAAUGCAAAUCGAAAAUUGCACUGAGUCGUCGAUAUUCCUUCUCAAGCCCACUGCUAGUUUGACGGUCGAUGAUUGCCGCGAUUCGCUUCUGAUUCUUGGACCCUGCUCGGGAAGUCUUUUCAUUCGCGACUGCUCGAAUUGCACCAUUUUGGCGGCGUGCCAACAGCUGCGAACUCGCGAUUGCCAUGAUAUUCGCCUGGCGCUUCUAUGCCCAACUCAGCCGAUCAUCGAAAAUUCCGAUGACGUUCAUUUUCAUCCACUCGCGCUUUAUUAUGAUGAUUUUAAAGCGCAAAUGCGUGAAGCUUCAUUGAGCUUAUUCACGAAUCGCGUCGUUUCCGUUCAUGACUUUACGCCGGAAACGGGAAAACGCAAUUUCCGAGUUCAUGAGACACUCGUGUCGUUGAAGCCUGAAGAGAUUGACGCAAUGCAUAGUCAUGGGAUCACUACCGACGAGAAAUCCUCGAUUCUUCCAGUUUUUCGAAUCGCGAAAGACGACCCGUUGGCUCAUUCAUUCAUCUAUUCUUGUCGAGACUCCGACGAGACCGCCGACGAUUUUGCCGAACGCGGAAUGGAGUUCUCAAGAAUUCUCAAAUCAUCCGACAUUCAUCUUUGCGCCACGUUCGAUUUGGACAUGACGAAAAUCGACAAAAAACUGAUUCCGAUUCAAGGAGAUUAUUCGGGUCUCAUCCUCUUCGAAGUUUCCGGCGAUGCGGUCGACAUUCGAAAAAUCUGCCAAGACCACUUCGAUUUGUUUAAAGUCGCCGACGACGACCUCACACCGCAAAUGCGUCAACUCGUCGAGAAUCUGAGUGCGAAGCGCGAUUGA
Messenger RNA from Caenorhabditis bovis, 1491 nucleotides. NCBI's taxonomy places the organism in Eukaryota, Metazoa, Nematoda, Chromadorea, Rhabditida, Rhabditidae. The record is from the annotation of a GenBank genome assembly.